Messenger RNA from Neohortaea acidophila, 976 nucleotides. RefSeq lists its product as uncharacterized. Gene Ontology annotation, molecular function: oxidoreductase activity. Bases 58 to 930 code for a protein of 290 amino acids. Lineage: Eukaryota; Fungi; Ascomycota; Dothideomycetes; Mycosphaerellales; Teratosphaeriaceae. The record is from RefSeq and is a predicted model, not a curated record. The transcript is spliced from 3 exons.
UAUCCACCCCCGGAUGUUGACCGCUUCCUCCACACUCCAUUCCACCAGCGCAUCACCAUGGCCGUCGUCGAAACGAACAUCAACUACUUUGACCUGUCGAAUGACCGCGUCUUUUAUCCCGGAACCGCGGGAUAUCAGCGGAGAAAGUUCGAUGUCAAAACCAUGCCGAUCCACGACUUGCGCGGGAAGGAAGAUGAAUUCACCCUCGACAAGAAUGGAUUCGUCGUGAUGAAGGGCCACUGGUCAGAGGAGGAUGUCGUGGACGAGCCGGAACACAUUGAAGGCGUCGUCUUUCCCGAGACCAUUGCGGCGGUGAAGAAACUGACUGGUGCAUCCCAUGUUCUACCCUUUUCCCAUUUAGUUCGCCGAAGCCUCGCUUCCACUGUGCGCGACCAGGCAGAAGGGAAAAAGGAUUCCGACACCGUCGACGCCCCCGGGCCCACCAUUUUCGCACAUUGUGACAACUCAGUUGCGGGCGCGCGCACUGUCCUGGAGAACAACUCUACUCCGGAAGAGCUUGAGAAGAGAGAAAAAAUGCGCUGGGCCAUCAUGAACGUCUGGCGACCUUUGAAGCGACCUGUGCAGCGCGAGCCAUUGGCGCUGCUGGACGCCGCCACCACCGAUCGCGAGGACUUUAUCGGAGUCAUGGCCAUGUUUCCGCAGAAGAAAGACGCCGCAUUCGGGCAGGCUUACAAAAAGGGAGUGGGGUUUGAGACGUCCCAGAUUCUGUACAACCCUGCCCAUCGUUGGUACUACGCAUCGGGACUGCGGCCUGAUGAAGCGCUGCUCUUCAAGCAGUUUGAUACCAAGGACAGUGGAGUGGCUCGGCAGACGCCUCAUACUGCCUUUCAGUCCAAGGAAGAUACUGGACCGCCGAGAGAGAGCAUGGAAGUGCGCUGUCUUGUAUUUUGGGAAAACGAAAAUGCCUGAUUUGUAACGUAGAUUCAGUUGUAAACAUGACAUCUUUUCCGACCGC